AUGGCAUCUCUCAGAGGUAAGGCGAGGAGCUAGCUCCACCAAUGUGCAUUGUUGGAGGGGCUUGUAUUGAGAAUUCCAUGCUUUUUGGGCAGAGAUCGGAACCCCGCGGGGAGAAGAGGCGGAUCAGGCAGUGCAGGAGGACCCGGAGAAGAUCGCCGUCGUCUACGGAAGGAGGACUGGCGAACCUCCGAAUGUCCAGACGUUAGCACAGUCAAUACAUUCUAUUUUGGGGGGCUUUUUACUUGAAUAGGUUUCCAUGUGUCCGGACACCUGGAUUCAUGAAGCUACCCUGCCUUAUCCUUGAUUCAAAAAACGUACAGGUGUUUAUCUAGGAAGGAAUCUCAUACUCGGGUGAGCCUCGCAUUGAGCAAGAGGAUCAGCUGGAACCGCGAUCUCUCUACAAGGUAUGGCGGAGAACAUCUCAGCAUCUAAUAUAGCCUAGUGAAUUGAGAAACUGGUUUUUAAUCCUCUCCUCUGCUUUUUUUUUCCUCACCAGGGGUAGAGAGAGCAUCGUCAUUGCACCUGGUGCGGAUUUCAGGCCUCCACCGAAGCCGAGGCGUGCGAAAGAGAAGAACUUGAAGCAGAUUCUAGUCAAGGUAGUUCCCUUCCGAGUAUGAAUAUUUUUUUGAAGGAGAUUUUUUUUAUUACUAUUCUUCUGGUUUUUCUACUGUUAUUUCUUUUUUUUCUUGUUCUAGAGGAGAUCGGGAAAGCAGGAUGCUCCAGAUUUCCGGAAGGAGCGGGCUUACUUCGACGAGGUUGAUGCUUUCGAGCUGGUGGAGGAAAGCCCGUCGCCAAAGCAGGUUGGCACUUGGGCCUUGGGCAUUGAAAAGAAUCAGAACAACUAUUCCGCGCAUGAUUUGCCUGCUAUCUUGGAAAGAUGGAGAAUAUCCAAGCUCGCAUACAGUUGCAGGCCAUCUGGACCUUUGUUUAAAAUCAUUGAAACUCCAGUACUGCCACCAGGAUCCAGUUGCAGUGAGGUUUCUCGUACUUCUAUGGAGAAGCACCCAGAGAACACUCCUGAAUCCGGAGAGAACUUUAGGAGCAGCUUAGUCAGUUCUUUUGAUGAUCUCCGCAUUACAGAGGAUGAACCUGCGAAGUUAGACGGCGGAGGAGAGUCUACUGAUGAUCUGACGAUAGUUGGGAGGGAAUCAGAGGCUUCCCAGUCAUUGUCGCUGACUGGAGAAUGCAAGAGCUCAUUUGCCCAGUUGCUUAUGGUUUGCCGACAGUCAACUCCUUUGACACUGUCUGAAGUGAUUUCUCAGUACUGGUUAGUUUUAUUUAUCUCUCUCUCUCUCUCCCCCACUGAACCUCCCCUCUCUCUCCCUUGGUCUCAUAGAAAGCCACCAGCCAAGGAAAUUCGGAAAAUUUUGGCUCCUGGGACUCUUUACUUAAACCUGAAUUUCAAUUGACCGUUUAUUAACCAAUAGAAUCUGUAUCGUUAUACAUAUUUUAAUAUGCUCUGUCAGUUAUAUUCUUCAUCUAUGGUCUGCUGUUGAACUCCGUCUUAUCUACAAGCAGUGAUCAAGGAAGUUUAGUUAAGAUUGGCGAAGGCACGUAUGGGGAGGCCUUCAAGGCUGGUUCAGCUGUGUGCAAAAUUGUACCCAUUGAUGGCGAUCAACUGGUCAAUGGGGAAGUUCAGAAGGUACGAAGAUCACUGAGUCCAUGUUACACGAUGCCAUAACCAUUAAUUCUAACCAUUCACUACGUUUUCCCAGAGAUCAGAAGAAGUCAUUGAGGAAGUUCUACUGUCCCUGACUUUAAAUAGCUUAAGAGGGCAAGAUGACAAGGACCGUGAAAAUGCAUGUUCUAUUUUCAUUGAAACAAAAGAGUACGUUGAGUCUUCAUUUAAGCAUUGGAAGAUGCUAUUGGUUUACUUGUCCCAUCACUGUUAGCUGGGUAUAAAUUAUCCUAGCAGUUUCUUCGAAUACACUGUGUGAAAAUAAUGAGUUCAUUCCCAGUUUAUGAUGCCCUAUCUGACCGAUAUUUCAUUUGACUUCUAGCUUACGUGUAUGCCAAGGUGCCUAUGGUUCUGCCCUGAUUAACGCAUGGGAGGACUGGGAUGCAAAGCAUGGAUCUGAGAACGAUCAUCCAAAGGAUUUUUCCGAGACACAGGUCCGUCAUUGUUGACGUUCUAUGUAUCCACCAAUCGUAGAUGCUCCAGCAUGCACAUCAAUGCAGCUUUCCUUUUCAUUAGAUUGAGACAUACGGAGUAAAAAAAAGUUAUAUUCUUUUUUUCAGCGUUACAUUGUGUUUGUUCUAGCCGAUGGGGGUAGAGACCUUGAAAGUUUUGUACUUUUCAAUUUCGAUGAAGCUCGGAGCCUACUUGUUCAGGUUGACUUUUGAUUUUCUUCAUUUUCUAGUUUUAUUGGUACAAGCAGCUGUGUUCUUUUAUCAUAAUUUUUCUUUUCGCGCCUUAACAGGUUGCCGCUGGCCUUGCUGUGGCAGAAAUUGCUUGUGAAUUCGAACACAGGGACCUUCAUUGGUAGUUUCUUCUUCUCUAAGUUAUUUGGCUAAGAUUUUUUCUACUUAUGGAUGGUGUUCUUUGGAUGCGCUUCCUUCCCUGUCAUUGACCAACGUGACUUCUGCAGGGGGAACAUACUCUUAGCUCGUAAGGAUGCUCAGAUGAUGGAUUUUACUAUCCGAGGAAAAAAAAUGAGUGUCAAGACACAUGGGCUUGCAGUAGCCAUUAUUGACUUUACUCUGUCCCGUAUCAACACAGGUGAGGCCUUCCCGUCAUUUAUUCCCUCUAUGGAAGUAAUUCAUGGCUUUUGUCCCUCGACCAGUAAAAAAAUUCAACUUGUCGAAUGUCUCCCAUGCAUGCAUACGUUAUCUGCUAUUUUCUCUGCCCCGAGCGAUGCCAGAAUUGGCCAAUCAGGAAUCGAAAUACUAAUCUGAAUAUUUCCCUCUGUUCCUCUUCCAUAUCUGAAGUGAAAGAACUUCUGAGAAACUACAUUAUCGGGGAUCGAGAAUGGACACGGUCCAUAAAUAUCAUUGAGUAACUGGUUAAGUGGGUAAUUGAAAGGGAAUAUUAUCGACGAUAAUGUUUCAGCAAAGGAGGAAAAGCCAUAGGAUCCCGAGGCUGUGACUCUAACUGUCAUUCAUUAUCUGUAACCGAGGAAGCAUGUUUUCCCAUCAAAUGGGAUCGAAUGCGGCAUCUUUUCUCAUGUAGAGUUCCCUAGUUCUGUCGUUCAAGAUCUAUAUCCAUACUGGAUAAUCUGAAUUCUGGGUUUCGAUUUUAAUAGUGUGGAGCCAACAGCCUGCCUUACCACUUUUGCAGGGGAAGCCAUACUUUUUCUUGAUUUAUCCGCCGACCCAGGACUGUUCGAGGGCCCUAGAGGAGAUAGACAGGUAUUUUCGAAGCAAAGCAUAAGUUUUUUUAUCCGAGAAUUCUUUUCAUCAAUAUCUGGACAUCACAGUUCUUGCUCUCUUCAGUCAGAAACAUACAGGACGAUGAGGGAAGUGACCGAAGAUUCCUGGGAAGGAAGGUGAUAUUCCUCUGCCACAUUGUUCUUGAUCUAACCCCAAGAAUUAUCAAGUAUUUCUAGCAAUGUUCUAAACGGAAAUUUUCUCUCUCUAUUUCACGGCAUUGCCAUCGGCGGACUGGCAGUUUCCCCAAGACGAACGUUCUAUGGCUGCAGUACUUGGUAGAUAUACUGCUCCUGAAGAAGGCUUUCGUAAGCACCCACUGACCAACCUCCUUCCUCAACGUUUCCUCCUCAAUACUUGAAAGAAAAAGAAGGGGAAAAUAGCCCUCAAGAACCUGUUCUUGUGCUCCAGAGGCGAACGGCCAAGGAUGAGAGAGAACUUCGCUCCUUCAAGAAGCGCCUGAGCUCUUACGAUUCCGCCGAGAGCUCACUCUCAGAUGACUUCUUCGGGGAUCUGCUCGCCGGCCAUCAAUGCUAAAGAGAAUGGUGCAGAUCGUCUUCCUUCUGAAGAGAAAGCUUCUAUUUCUGGGCUACUGGAUCAUUUGAUGCGGCUGCUUUCUUCUUUCUUUUGCAGGCCCAGCAGCUGCCCAUGGGGUGAAGCCUCUCUCCAAUGGUUGCUAAUUAUGGGGGUCUGAGAGAUUCCAGGUACGAGGAACUCACUCCAAUCCCCCAUGGUUUUCCUGUCUCAGAUGGUUGAUGUUGUGAUGAUUAGUGGUGGGACUGAGCUGAUGGAGGGCAGGUUUUCUUGGCUUGGUUGGACUUUGAAGAAUCAAACCUAGAAAGAAAUUUGGCCUGGACUGACCACCAAUCCCAGAAGGCAUGCUUUCUUUGGUUGGUCGGGGAUUAAUAUUCAAACCUAGAGAGGGAGAGAGAGCCCAGAUGUCAGGUUUUCCAGGAUCAAACCUAGAGAGAGAAACAGGCUAUUGCUCAAUCAGUUGGCUCAGAAGGCAGGUUUCCUUGGGUUGGUUUAGGCUUAAGAAUCAAAGCUAGAGAGAGAAAUAGGCCGGUGGCCCUGCCCACUGCUUAUUUCAGUUGGGAGGGGGGGUCCAGGCCCAGUUUUUCUCUCUCUAGACAUCAAGAUGGGUUCAUCUAGGAGCCUCUCCAUUUCUCAUAUAGAUUGACCCAGUUCUCAUGCGGGUCGGUUGACUGGGUAUAAUUCCAAUGCAGCCAUUUUGUUAUCUGUGGGAUGGAAAUCAAGGUGGUGCCCCAUUAGUUGAUGUGGUGGCAUUCAUGUAAAUCUACCCUAAAUAUUUAACAUUUUUAAUAUUUUUAAUAUUAUAUUUUUUCUUUUGGUUACCAAGAGAGAAUUUUGGUCUCCUUGGCUCCUCUGAGAAGGCCUCGGAUGCAAAUAAUUUCUUAGUGGCAGCAAAUACUCAACUUUCAUGUUUAACAAGGUGUUUAUGA
Molecule: messenger RNA, 4829 nt
Organism: Spirodela intermedia
Lineage: Eukaryota; Viridiplantae; Streptophyta; Magnoliopsida; Alismatales; Araceae
Source: the annotation of a GenBank genome assembly